AUGACGAGUCUCCUGGAGGAGAAAAAUGGAUCGAAUGGACAUUGUUUUAGAAAUACAGUCAUCUUUCUUCAUGCUUCAUCACAAUAUUCAGAAGUGGAACAGAUACUGAUUAAUGAAAGCCAAAAAGUUGGCGGUUCCUUUCAAGGUGAUCUGGUGCAGGCAGGAGAUGUGAAGGUAGACAAUUUUCCAGAUUUAGAAGAUUUGGACCUGGAUGAAGAGAAUGAGCCCCAAACGAGCAAGGACCUGCUGCGGCUGCUCCCUGGAGAAGGGGAGCCGGAUGUGAGCGCCAGUGCUCCUCCCGUGCUUCCUCCGUGGACCAGGCUCGCCUCUGGGGUGAAGCCGAAGCCCAGCAUGCAAAGAACACACAGCCAACGCGAGGAGCUACUUGGAGAUGAGGUUCAACUCUUCUCUCUUGAUGAAGAGUUUGAUUAUGACAACCUGACUCUCACCCCCAAGUUCACUGCUGAAGAGAUAGAGACCCUCAAAGAGCUAUCAAAGCAAGAGAGGAAGGACAGCGACGCAGAUUUAGGGAAACCCCAGGACUGA
This is a messenger RNA of Jaculus jaculus (lesser Egyptian jerboa), 546 nucleotides long. Its product is annotated as intraflagellar transport-associated protein-like. The transcript has 2 exons. NCBI's taxonomy places the organism in Eukaryota, Metazoa, Chordata, Mammalia, Rodentia, Dipodidae. Gene Ontology annotation, cellular component: 9+0 non-motile cilium; cytosol. The record is from RefSeq and is a predicted model, not a curated record. Gene Ontology annotation, molecular function: intraciliary transport particle A binding. Gene Ontology annotation, biological process: spermatogenesis; acrosome reaction. Bases 1 to 546 code for a protein of 181 amino acids.